CACCGCGUUAAUAGGAUUGAGGCUCGUCUAAUGAAGCUGCAUUCACAAAUCCAGUCACAGUCAGGUGUUACAGCCUGAGGGACAGCAUGAAGGACUCGCAGCACCAUGCAGCCAUCAAAACAAAGCUAUGGCCCAAGCAGAAAGCGAAUAAAAACCGCAAAGAUGAAUCCCCGAAGGUGGAGAAGACACCCAAGCCGUCAACUUCUGCCGCUGUGCCCCCACAGCUGAGCGAGGCCGAGCGGAUGCAUCUGACACCCUUCGAGAGGGUGGUCUACGACAUGGCCCACAGCGAGAGGAUUGUCAACGACCUCAUCCUCGGCCGCAGGGUCGGAUUUUACGAGCUGCGCGGGGAGAUCGGCCAGGGCAACUUCUCAUCAGUCAGACUGGGCAUCCACGCUUUGACCAAAGAGAGAGUGGCCGUCAAGAUCAUGGAAAAGCGGCGUAAGGCAGAAAAGGUCGCCCGCUCCUGGAACUCCUCAGAGAUCCGCUGCAUGGAAAAGCUGUGCCACCCGAACGUGGUGCGUCUGUACGAGGUGAUGGAGACGAACAGGAAGGUGUACCUAGUGAUGGAGUACGGCAGCGGCGGCGACCUGUUCUCUCGCAUCACCACCAGGGGGAAGCUCAAUGAUCUGGAGGCCAAGCUGAUCUUUGCGCAAGUCAUCUCCGCUGUGAAACACAUGCAUGAGAACAACAUCGUCCACAGGGACCUUAAGGCUGAGAACAUCUUCUACACCACCAGCUACUGCAUCAAGGUGGGUGACUUCGGCUUCAGCAGCGAGAGCGCACCCAACGAGCCGCUCACCAAUUUCUGCGGGUCCCCUCCGUACGCCGCACCUGAACUCUUUCGGGAAAAAGGCUACAUGGGCUGCUAUUCGGACAUUUGGGCUUUAGGUAUUGUUCUGUACUUCAUGGUGACUGCCACGUUGCCUUUCUACGGGGACAAUUUGAGCAGGCUGAAGCGUUGCAUCCUUCAAGGGGCCUACAGCAUCCCCUUCUACGUGCCUGACAAGUGCCAACUCGUCAUCAAGGGCUUGUUGCGACCCGUACCGGUUGACCGCUCAUCUCUCACCCAAGUUUCAGACAGCGCUUGGUUGAGGGGGAUGCGGUAUCCUGGUCCGUAUUCGCCCCUGCCCUUGACCCCGGCCCACUUGGCCGAGGCCACCAAUGCUCUUUGCGAAGAGGAGAAAGAUGUGAAGACUCUACUGUCAGACCUGGGCAUCAUAGCGGUUCACUUGCAAAACAAUACCUGUUCGGACUCCAAGAGCCCGCUGACUGGGACCUACCGCAUCGUCCUCCACAGGGUCCAGAAACGGCGGUCCGUGGAGGCCGUCGACUACGUGGUGGUUCGCCCCGAUGAGUACAAGAGUCAGGCCAAGUGGUGUGUCGCAUCUGUGGACAAGCAGAACCCCUCUGCGGUGUGUGUUGUACUCUAAUAAAGUGGGACCUUGACUAUACGAGUACCCCAACAACAGUUUUUCAAGUUUUUUUUUUUUUUUUUAAAAAGCUUUUCCAUUUAUUGUGCAGGCAUUUUGCCAAAUUUCUCUUUUCUAACCAUGGGUUCUAAGAAAGUGAGUGCUGAGAAGAAAAGCAGAUGAUGUCUUUUGAAUAAAAGCUUGAAAAUAACAUGAGCAAGGUGUGCGUGUAGUCGAUUUGGUGAAUCAGUAUGAGCGUAGUACUUCUACAAUAUUUUAAACAAGGGUGUCAAACAAAUUUUUGUCACAGGUCACAUUGGAGUUAUUAUUUCCCUCAGAGGGCUGUUAUGGCUAAAAUCAUAUGAAUAAACAAUCACUUUAUCAUUUUAUUAUAUACACAGAACA
Phycodurus eques (leafy seadragon) is the source of this 1817-nucleotide messenger RNA. RefSeq names its product serine/threonine-protein kinase NIM1. Gene Ontology annotation, cellular component: cytoplasm. NCBI's taxonomy places the organism in Eukaryota, Metazoa, Chordata, Actinopteri, Syngnathiformes, Syngnathidae. The transcript has 4 exons. Bases 87 to 1433 code for a protein of 448 amino acids. Gene Ontology annotation, biological process: microtubule cytoskeleton organization; intracellular signal transduction; protein phosphorylation. Gene Ontology annotation, molecular function: ATP binding; protein serine/threonine kinase activity; tau-protein kinase activity. The record is from RefSeq and is a predicted model, not a curated record.